GUGUGUUAAACCAAAGUAAUUGGGGCGAAGCCCAAGGUGGCAGAAGUUACUGAUUUCCGUCACCUGGUAUCUAUCAGAUAUCCCAGCCCCAGGCCUGGCCUAUCUCACUUGCCCUCUCUCCCCACAUUUGUGAAAAACUGGCAGCAUCAAACUGAACUUGCAGACGUUAUCUAAAUCCGCUCUUGAGCCCUGAGGACUUGGAGACAAGCUUUGAGAGUGAAAUGACGACACCCAGAAAUUCACUGAGUGGAACUCUCCCAGCAGAGCCUAUGAAAAGCCCUAUUGAUAUGUACCCUGUUCAGAAAAUAAAUCCUCAGAGGAUGCCUUCAGUGGUGGGCCCUGCACAACAUUUCUUCAUGAGGGAGUCUAAGGCUUUGGGGGCUGUCCAGAUCAUGAAUGGGCUCUUCCAUUUUGCUCUGGGGGGUCUCCUGAUGAUCCCCAUAGGGAUCUACGCACCCAUCUGUGUGACUGUCUGGUACCCUCUCUGGGGAGGCACUAUGUUUAUCAUUUCUGGAUCACUUCUGAUAGCAGCAGAGAAAAAUCCCAGGAAUAGUUUGGUCAAAGGGAAAAUGGUAAUGAAUUCGCUGAGCCUCUUCGCUGCCAUUUCUGGAAUAAUUCUUUUGAUCAUGGACAUAUUUAAUAUUACACUCUCCCAUUUUUUUAAAAUGGAGAGUCUGUAUUUUAUUAAAGCUGACAAACCACUUAUUAAUAUAUACAACUGUGAACCAGCUAUGGCCUCUGAGAAAAACUCUCUGUCUACACAAUACUGUUACAGCAUACGAUCUGUGUUCCUGGGCAUUUUCGCGGUGAUGCUGAUCUUCUCCUUCUUCCAGAAACUUAUGACAGCUGGCAUUGCCGAGAAUGACUGGAAAAGACUGUGCUCCAGACCCGAAGCUGACGUGGUUCUCCUAUCAGCUGAAGAAAAAAAAGAACAAACAAUUGAAAUAAAAGAAGAAGCGGUUGAGCUAACUGAAAUAUCUUCCCAACCAAAGAACGAAGAAGAAAUUGAAAUCAUUCCAGUCACAGAAGAAGAAGAAGAAGAAACAGAAAUAAACUUCCCAGAGCCUCCCCAAGAUCAAGAAUCUUCACCAAUAGAAAAUGAUAGUGUCCCUUAAAUGAUUUUUCUGUUUCCUUUUUUUAAGCAUUAGCCUUCAUGGCUUCUAAGAAGACAGUUACACAUUUAUCCCCCAUGCAUGUAUAUCCUCCACAUUUCUUUCUCUGGCCUUUGCAUGGAGUGACCGCCACACUCUUUUGUCUCUAAUUCAGAGAAUGUAGCAAUUGUAGCAAAUUGUGUUUUCUUCUUUCUUGUUUUGGGCAACUGUCUUAGAUUUUAAAAAAAGGAAGAAUAAGUGCUGCAGAAUGUGUUCCCCCACUAGCCUUUUCCUUGCCAUUCCUAAACUAUCUUCAAUUCCUUCCACAUCAGUGUGUUUGGUGGAGUUCCUUUUGCACCAUUGUUUUAAAGAACGUAAAAAUAAAUAGGUGGAAUACAGAACCUAUUUCAUCUAUAUUUUCAUGGGCUGAUACUGCGACUCAAUCUCAGAGCCUCCAUACCCCAUUACGGGACUUCUAAGUUAUUUAUACCCAACCCAUUUUGUCUACAAACAGGAUAGCUUAUGCAUGGAGAUGUCUCUAUCUGUUGUAACUUUCCCUAACUCCUGUUCUAGGCUCUUGGUUGCAUUGCCUACCUACUUCUAGCCUUGACCCAAGAGAAGAAAGAAUGAAUGAAAGCAAAAUGUUGUAAUGAGUACCCAAACCUCAAACAACAAUCAGCACUGUAUUUAUAGCAUGCUUUCCAGUUCACAAAGUAUUUUAUCAAAUAAUUUCAUUUGAUCUUCCAUGAUCUAGAAAGAAUCAUUAUCCCUAUUUUACAAGUGUGUCUUGGUGGCACAGUGGUUAAAGUGCUCAACCACUAACCAAAAGGUCGGUGGUUCGAACACACCAGCCUGCUCCAUAGAAGAAAAAUUGACAGUCUGCUUCCAUAAAGAUUUACAGACUUGGAAACCCUAUGGGGCAGUUCUACUCUGUCCUAUCAGGUCGCUAUGAGUCAAAAUCAAAUCGAUGACAGUGGGUUUGAUAUUUUACAAGUGAUCCAAAGAAGUGAAGUAAUUUGUAAUCAAGUAAAGGUAACUUGUUUCAUAACCAGAUUUUCUUACUCAAAUUCUGUGAUGUUAGAAAGAACUGAAUUGCCUCUCCAAAUGUUCAAUCUACUAGAGCCAAGUCAACAGGUCUUAUCAAGCACUUAAGUACUCUCUGACCAGCACUGAGCAGUAUGGAGAGUGACACAGAAGAAUCAGAAGUUAGGUUUUGCCCCUUGGGAAUAAAAAGGCUUAGACACUUAGAACAUCUGGAAAGCUACUUACAUCGAUAUAUAAUUAGCUUUUAGAUGAUCUAAUGCAGAUGCUAAAUGCUGUAGACAUUCUCAGAAAGAUCAUGCUUGGAAAUAACAUAAUUAGCUGAAAUGCCAAGUCUUGGGAAAUAGCCACCCUCUUCUCAAUUCCUGUUCGUAUCAAAGAGAUACUUACGCAGAAAGAAUGUUAACCUAAGAAGCUAUCACUAUAAUCUAUCAACUACAUUUGAUCAUUUUUUACAUGUCGAGUGCUGCCAGGUUGUGGCAAGCAUACAGACAAUGUAGACUACCAAUGGCAGAUAGUUCUUGCAAUUAGAAAAAUAAGUAGGCAGAACAUUCCUCUGCGUAUAGAUAGUCCUCAAAAAUGGCUUUAAACAAUCGCAGCAGUGUUCACAAUAGCAAAAAGAUGGAACCAACCAAGAUGCCCAUCAACAGAUGAAUGGAUAAAUUAUGGUAUAUUCACAUAAUGGAAUACUACACAAUGAUUAAGAACAAUGAUGAAUCCAUGAAACAGCUCAUAACAUGGAAGAAUCUGGAAGGCGUUAUGCUGAGUGAAAUCAGUCAGUUGCAAAAGGACAAACAUUGUAUGAGACUGCUAUUAUAAGAACUCAAGAAAAAGUUUAAACACAGAAGAAAAUAUUCUUUGAUGGUUACUAGGGUGGGUAAGGAAGAAAAAGGGUAUUCACUAAUUAGAUACUAGACAACUAUUUUAGGUGAAGGGAAAGACAACACACAAUACAGGGGAGGUCAGCACAACUGGACUAAACAAAAAGCAAAUAAGCUUCCUGACUACAACCAAAUGCGUCCAAGGCCAGAGUAGCAGGGACGGGGGUCUGGGGACCAUGGUUUAAGGGGACAUCUAGGGCAAUUGGCAUAAUAAAAUCUAUUAAGAAAACAUUCUGCAUCCCACCUUGGUGAGUGGUGUCUGGGGUCUUCAAUGCUAGCAAGCGGCCAUCUAAGAUGCAUCAAUUGGUCUCAACCCACUUGGAGCAAAGGAGAAUGAAGAACACCAAAGACACAGGGUAGAUAUGAGCCCAAGAGACAGAAACGGCCACAUAAACCAGAAGCUACAUCAGCCUGAGACCAGAAGAACUAUUUGGUGCCCGGCUACCACCAAUGACUGCUCUGACAGGGAACACAACAGAGAAUCCCUUAUGGAGCAGGAGAACAGUGGGAUGCAGACCUCAAAGUCUCGUAAAAAGACCAGACUUAAUGGUCUGACUGAGACUGAUGGGACCCCGGAGGUCAUGGUCCCCAGACCCUCUGUUAGCCCAAGACUGGAACCAUUCCUCAAGCCAAAUCUUCAAACAGGAAUUCGACUAGACUAUAAGACAGAAAAUGAUACUAGUGAGGAGUGAGCUCCUUGGCUCAAGUAGACACAUGAGACUGUGGGCAGCUCCUGUCUAGAGGUGAGAUGAGAAGGCAGAGGGAGACAGGAGCUGGUUGAAUGGACACAGGGAAUACAGGGUGGAGAGGAGUGUGCUGUCUCAUUAGGGGGAGAGCAGCUAGGAGUACAUAGCAAAAGUGUGUAUAAGUUUUUGUAUGAGAGACUGACUUGAUUUGUAAACUUUCACUUAAAGCACAAUAAAUUUUUUUUUAAAAAAAAAGCUUUAAACAAAUAAAACUAUGUAUGUGUUCUUAUCUGCAACAAAUGAUUCCAACAUUGGUGUUCCUCCAGUCUUCCUUACUCUUGUGUCUCUAGAACAUGGGAGGCUGCUAUAGCUUUGAGUGCAUAUUCACAUAACCCCAAUCUGAGACACCAGGUCAUCAAAUAUUCAUGUCAGUGUAUUCUUACACAUACACAUUCCCAAGGAAAAUUUCAUAAAAUAGGUCAUCGAUAAUGCAUUCCUCACUCUCGGCAUUCCAGGACACAACUGAAAUACAUUUCACACAUCCCUGCCUUGAACUUGAAGAGAGGGAAGAAAGUGUGACAGUGUAAGUCCAAGAGGAAAAAAAAUAAAACCAGGAAAACUUCAAAAAAGAUAAGAUCUUAUUUCUACCUUAUUUUCUCCACUUCUGAAAUAUAAAGAAGGUUGCUGGCCUGACAAAGACUGGAGAAACCCUGAGAGUAUGGAACCCGGACACCCAUUCAGCUAUAUGAGACAUCUUUAAUGUCUACUGUGAAAGAAGAAUGAUAAUCCUUGAUAUGACCUUCUCCCCUAAAUACCCCUUCAGUAAGAUGUUGUUGUUGCUGUGUGCCCUCAAAUCGAUUCCAACUCACAGAGACCCUAAUGGGACAGAUUAGAACUCCUUCCAUUGGAUUUCUUAGGCUGAAAUCUUUAUGGGAGCAGAUCACCAGGUCUUUUCUCCCAUGGAGCAGCUGUUGGCUUCAAACUGCCAACCUUUCGGUUAGCAACUGAGUCCUUAACCAUUUUGCCACUGGGGCUUCUUUUUUGUAAUAUAGAAUCAAGUACAUAAUAACAAUGGCCAAUAGAAAACAAGAUUUGCACUGAAGUAGAAGAUAUAUCCUCUGGUCUUUAUUAUUUUCCUCUCAGUUCUUAUUUUUGUAAAAACAAUCUUAUAACUAUGAAAGAAAUGAACUUAAAAAAAAUCAAUUUACCCACUUAUUAGGAAGUUGACAUCACCUGUUACCAUUUUUCCUUGUGCUCUUAUAAUCCUUGCUCAAGGUAGGGUGAGCAACCAUCCAUUUGUCUGGGACUGAGGGACUUCCUGAGAUGUGGGACUUGCAGAGCUAAAGCUAGGAUUAUUCCAAGGAAACCAGAAUGUUUGAUCAUCCUAAUUCAUAAUAAUACCUAAUUCUACCUAGUUAUACUUACUGCAUAACUUAAUUUGCUUAACAUUAGAUGAUAAAUAUUUUUCUGAUUAAUAUACAAUUUUCAUAAGCAUAAUUUUUAAUUGCAACUUAGCGUUUCAUGAAAUCAACAUAAAUUAAUUCAACAUUCCUCUAUAAUUGGGUACUUAGGGUAUUUCCAACUUUUUUUUUUUUUUCAAAUCACUUUUGGAGUUACAGAAACCAUGACCAAGGUACUUAUUUCCUCUUCUCAUUAUUCAAAAUGUGGCUUCACACUUCUUUUGUCAAAGUCUAUCAGUAGGAAGUACUGGCACCAGUUAAAAAUCAGGCAAUGAAUUCUUAUUUCACUUUGAAAGGAAACCAGUCAAAGAUCCAACACACAGAAAUGGUGGCUUCCGAUUGAUUUAGUAUGAGUUCACUUAUGAAAUUUGAUUUAUUUUAAAUUCUUUGUAUAUAACCUAAAAUAUUGAUGGUUGUUAGCUGCCACUGAGUCUGCCCCAACUCAUGGUGAUCUCAUGUGCUACAGAGAAGAGCUGCUCUAUAGAAUUUUCCUGGCUGUCAUCUUUACAGAAACAGUUCACCACGCCUUUCUUUCAAACAGCCACCAGGUAUGUUCAAACCACCAACCUUUAGGUUAGCACCCAAUCUCAAACAGCUGGUACCACACAGGCUCCAAAACACUGAUGAUGGGUGUUUAAAUCUGAAAUCUUCCUAGGAUGUCUGUGAUCCUUCACGGUGUUUCCUUUCAAUUCAAAACCUGGCUAUGUGUUGUGUGCUAAGGAGAACCAAGCAAUAAAAAAUGAAUGUGGUAGAAUUGUCUGGUGGUAAAUUCAAAGCUAAGUUUGAAAUCUCCUAUGGAGUUAUGUUUGUCCCUUGUUCAUCUCUUCCCUUGGUG
Messenger RNA from Loxodonta africana (African savanna elephant), 5994 nucleotides. It is a transcript of the gene MS4A1, whose product is annotated as membrane spanning 4-domains A1. Gene Ontology annotation, cellular component: external side of plasma membrane; membrane. Lineage: Eukaryota; Metazoa; Chordata; Mammalia; Proboscidea; Elephantidae. The record is from RefSeq and is a predicted model, not a curated record. Bases 222 to 1115 code for a protein of 297 amino acids. The transcript has 7 exons.